AUGUCUCCUUCCGCAACUGGACAUCAAGGCAACGGCACCCAAGUCCUUGGUGAUUCCAAUGGCACCGGCGCAGAGCCGAUGGCUAUCAUCGGCCUGGCCAUCCGUGCCGCUGACGAGGCCACAGAGGCCGAAGCAUUCUGGGACUUUCUGUUGAGAGCUCGACAGGCCAGUCGCCCGAUCCCAGAAGACAGAAUCAGUGCCAAGGCAUUCUAUCACCCAGACCCAGAUCAUGGGGGCACAUUCUAUGCCAAGGGUGCUUCCCUUCUUGGAGAGAGCCCCAAUGGCUUUGAUUCAGCAUUUUUCAAAAUGAGCAAAACGGAAGUGCAAAGUCUUGAUCCUCAACAACGUAUCCUGAUGGAAAACGUAUACCAUGCGUUGGAAAAUGCUGGUGUUCCAAUGGAGGAAGUGAUUUCCUCAAACACUUCGGUCUUUGUCAGUGGCUUCAACCGGCAUCACGCAGAUCGCAUCAACAGUGACUUGGAGCUUUCAUUUAAGCACAAGCCUACCGGUGCUGAAAACUCAAUGAUUUCCGGAAGAGUCAGCUGGUUCUACAACUUGCAAGGAGCCAGUCUCACUGUCGACACAGCUUGCUCCAGUAGUCUUGUUGCUCUUCACUUGGCAAGACAAAACCUUGCCGCACGAGAAAGUGAAAUGGCCAUUGUCAGCGGCGUGAGCGUAAUGGGCUUUUUGCCUCAUUUGAUGUCCAUGUCAUACUCAGGCCUCUUUGGCGCAGAGGGAAAGUCAAUGGCAUUUGACGAGCGCGCUGACGGAUACGGAUUCGGAGAAGGUGUCGGAACCGUCAUCCUCAAGCCCAUUUCCGCUGCCGUGCGUGACGGCGACACUAUCCGAGCAGUCAUCCGCAGCACUGGCAUCAACCAUGAUGGCCACACUCCAGGCCUCACAUUCCCUAGUCCCACAGCACAGGAGUCAUUAAUUCGCCAAACCUACAAGUCAGCUGGACUGCAACUCAAGGACACAACAUAUGCUGAGAGCCACGGAACUGGAACUCAAGCAGGCGAUUUGAUUGAAUGUACAGCCAUUGCAGCUGCAUUCGAUACGCAAAACCGAGACUCACCCUUUUGGAUUGGCGCGGUGAAGCCCAAUGUCGGUCAUCUCGAAGGUGCUGCUGGUAUUGCCGGUGUCAUCAAGUCUGUUCUACUCUUGGAGUCUGGUAUCAUACCCCCAAAUGCGACAUUGAAAGAUGUCAACCCAAAGAUCCCUGCGGACUGGAAUGUUCGCUUCCCCACAAAAUGCAUGCCCUGGCCUACCUCUACCGUCCGAAGAUCAUCCAUCAGCGCCUAUGGAAUCAGUGGAACAAACGCACACGCCAUUCUGGAUGACGCAUACCACUUCCUUCAAGAACGUGGUGUCUCUGCGCCUCACCGGACUCGAAAAAUCGUUCCAACCCAACAAGAGAUUGAAAAUCUUGUUGCACACGUCACCCAAAAAUACACAACUGAAACUGAACGUCACAAUGAACACAAAGCUUUGACAAAUGGCCAUGAUGAUGCUAGUGCAACAGAAAUCCAGGCCACAAACGGCGCUAAUGGUGCCAACGGCACAACUGGCGUAAAUGGCACCCAUACAGUCAAUGGCACAAACGGUGUCAACGGUAUCAACGGUACACAAAAGAUCAACGGCACAAACGGCAUUAAUGGAACACAUGGCCUGAAUGGCAGGCAUGACGUCAACGGCACGAACGGUGUCAACGGCGCGAACGGUAUCAACGGCGCAAAAGGUGUCAACGGCGCAAAUGGUGUCAACGGCGCAAAUGGUGUCAACGGCGCAAAUGGUGUCAACGGCGCAAAUGGUGUCAACGGCGCAAAUGGUGUCAACGGCGCAAAUGGUGUCAACGGCGCAAAUGGUGUCAACGGCGCAAAUGGUGUCGAAUAUCAAGAUGAAAGCUCCCAAGUUCCAAAAAUCCUGCUUCUCUCGGCCUUUGACGAGAAAACAUUAAAGAAUGUGGUUUCAGGCGUGAGAGACCACGUCGCCGGCUGGCCUCGACAAUCUCACGAUCUCAACGCCAAAGCAUUGAAUGACCUCGCCUAUACGCUUUCCGAAAAAAGAUCUCGAUUGCCCUGGAAGAGCUUUGGUGUGUGCAGCUCUGCCCAAGAAGUCCAAGAAAAGCUUGCACAAUUUCCCUCAAAGCCGGUCAAGUCCAGAACGCCCUUGAGGAUUGGCUUUGUUCUCACUGGACAGGGUGCCCAGUAUGCAAAGAUGGGAGAGCAGCUGCUUAUUUAUCCUGUCUUCAGACAGUCGAUGGAAGCAGCAGACGCAUAUUUCAGAUCUCUGGGCAGUGAUUGGUCUCUGAUUGAAGAGCUCGGUCGUGAUGCCAAGGACUCCAAGGUGUCGACAUCUGCAUUGGCGCACCCUAUGUCUUGCGCGGUCCAAGUCGCAUUGAUUGACCUCUUCAUCAGCUGGAACCUGAUCCCUCAUCGUGUGACGGGUCAUUCUUCCGGGGAGAUCGGAGCUGCCUAUUGUGCCGGCAAGAUCUCACGAGAGGCAGCCUGGAAAGUGAGUUAUUACCGAGGAUCUGUUCAUCUCCGGGGCAAGUCACACGCCGUUGGGGGUAUGAUUGCAGUUGGACUUGAAGAAGAGCCUUUGCUUCUUUUUCUCAAGAAAGUCCAUGCAAAGAUGCCUGGAGGCACUCUAUCGAUCGCAUGCUAUAACAGCCCCCGCAAUCACACAGUCUCCGGUGAUGAUGCAAUGGUUGUUGCUUUGAAAGAAAUUCUCGAUGAGCAAGGAAUCUUUGCACGAAAGCUGAAGGUCGGUCAUGCUGCUCACUCUGCCCACAUGGAGGCUCUCUCAGAUGACUACAUGGCUUUGAUGGGAGUCUUGCCAUCGAAGCGGCUGUUACGCUUUGGUCACACUGUGCACAUGUUCUCGACGCUCACCGGCUGCCUCCUUGACGAUACUUGUGUCCCCGAAAAGGGGUCUCACUGGUGUGACAGCAUCGUUGGCCCUGUGAGGUUUACAAAAGCGGUCAGAUCCAUGUGCUUCGAUGAAGUCGGGGGUGAUGGCCUCUCGGGGCGCGGCGCAUGUGUGGACGUGAUCUUGGAAGUAGGACCUCACCCCGCCAUGCAGAGUGCAGCAAAGGAUAUCAUCGGCUCAUCUGCCGACAUUCCAUACCUUGCUACUCUCACUCGAAAGGACAACGGCCUGAACACUCUGCUUCAGACCAUUGGACAGCUGGCCGCCCUUGGUGCCAAUGUUGACUUGGACAAGGUUAAUCGAGCAGCCGACCCCCUCAUUAAUCCCACUAUGAGUGUCAACUUGCCGAGCUACCCAUUCAACCAUGAGGAACAAGGGCUGUAUGAGAGUCGUGUGAUCAAAAAUACGCGUCUUCGCAAGUUCCCCCGACAUGACUUGUUUGGAGCCCCCGUUGCCGACUGGAACCCCAAUAGUCCGCGCUGGCGACACUUCCUUCGCGUUUCUGAGAACCCGUGGCUCAAGGAGCAUGUGGUUGGCGGCGAUUAUGUUUUCCCUGGUGCUGGCUACGUCGUGAUGGCGUUGGAGGCCAUGAAACAGAUCAGCGACGAUGUUGACCUUCUUGGCAUGAAACUGCAAGACAUUGUCUUCAAGUCGAUGUUGGUCGUUCCAGACACAACGAGGGGUAUUGAAGUUUGCCUUUCGUUCUACCCCGAGGCGGACUCCAAAACCACGCUUUCAAACUCCUGGAAGAGAUUCGAAGUUGCCUCUUAUGAUGAGGUUACCGAAGAAUGGGUCGAGCAUUGCACCGGUAAAAUUGCAGCGGACUACAAGGCCCCCGUCAAUCCCAUUGAUACUGCUCGCCAAGAGGUUGUUGAGAAAGCCAAGUGGUUGAAAUUCGUGGAAGCCAGGGAGGGCGAGUGCAAGGAUCCGAUUGAUUUUGCUCCGCUCUGGGCGCAUCUCCGGGAUAUUGAUAUCAACCAUGGUGAAUCCUUCCGGAGAAUGUUCAAUUCCAAGAUCAGUGGUCGUGACGAUGGUUUGAUGACGGGUGACAUUGUCGUCCCUGAUAUCAAGCGAUGGAUGCCGAAGGAGUAUGCUCAUGAUCAUCUCAUCCAUCCAACCACUCUCGACAACGCGUUCCAAGCAGCCUUUGCCGCAAUCUUUGAUCUGAAGGGCAAGAACAUGUUGAGCCGUGGCUGCGUUCCAAGCUCGGUUCGAGAGAUGUGGGUUUCGACGACGGACCUAUCAUCCGCUGCCAACACCACACUGCGUUGCACAUGCGAAGCCUCUCCUGGUCUUCACGACAGCUUCGAAAUUGACAUCCAUUCAUGGAAGCCUUCGGAUGUCAAUACGAAGUUGUUUUCGUUGACUGGGGCCAAGAUGGCACCAUUCAAGCCAGAGAGCAGGAAUGAGAGUGCUAGUGACGAGAAGGCCUCCUACUCCAUUGAUUGGCACCCUGACCUGGGCUUGUUGACCCAAGAUGACAUCUGGAAACUCGUGCCAUCUUCUUUGAACACUGCCGUUAGCUACCAGGCUCAAUUGGAAUUGUUGAGCAAGCUUCAACUAGCCUCGACUCUGUUGGCGACAGAUGGUCUCCUGGCUAUUCGAGGCCUCGAUGAAUCUGCAUUGGAACCUCACCACAAGAAGUAUCAGAAUCUACUUCGAGGUAUUGCCGCAAACAUCUCGAUUGAUUCGGUUCCAUAUGUGCCAUUGGAGAAAUGGCUGAACUAUUCCCGCAAUCCUGGCCUGAAAAAGCAACUUUAUCGCGAGGUUGAAACUCAAACCCUUGAUGGACAAGUGCUGAUCAGAAUGGGUUCUCAAAUAUCGGCCAUUUUGAAAAAGGAUGUCACGCCUGAACAUCUUCUGUUUGAAAUGGACAACCUCUUUUACGAUUGGGAUGACACCAAUCUGUCGCGAGGCAACAUUUCACCUGUGCUUGAUCAGUACCUCGACACUCUGCGCCGCAGCUACCGCAGUUUGCGCAUUCUCGACGUUUCUGGUCGUACAGGGGACUUGGCUGAGCGAGUUCUGAAGAGCUUGUGUCAAGAUAACGACCCAUCGCGCGUCGAGAAAUACGUGAUCGGAUCCGUGUUUGGUGGUGGCUCAAACCCACUCAAGGAGCGUCUUGCUGGAUGGAAGGGCACCGUGACUUACAAAGCCCUUGACCUGGGAACCGACCCCAUUGAGCAAGGCUUCGAGCGGGACUCUUUUGACUUGAUCAUUGCCAACAACUUUGUUCACACAGAGCCAGACAUGAAGGUAGUCUUCGAGCGAUUGAACUCCUUGGUCGUUCCAGGUGGGCGACUGCUUGCCUUCGAUGAAACCCGACCGGAGUCACUUCACGCCAAUGUUGCUUUCGGCAGCUUGCCUGUUUGGUGGAAGGCAACUGAGUCCUUCCGAAGAGAUGGGCUCUUUGCCGCGAAGAGCGUAUACGACAGACUUUUGCGGGAGACUGGGUUCUCAGGUAUCGAUCUCGACGCCUCAAGCUCUUCCUACGCGGAAUUCGCCGACUACACCAUGAUGGCGUCCACUGCAGUCAAGCAGUCGUCACAGGCCGCUGCCCCGGUCUUGGAUGUUCUCGUCAUUAUCCAAUCUGAAUCUGAAACAUCUCGCUUGUUCACCAAAAGGCUCAGUGAUGCAGGUGUCAAGCAUUCGGUUCGCAAGCUCGACGAGGUUGACACAGGCAGCGUUGCGGAAAAGACUUGCGUCUCCUUCCUGGAGGCCGACCGGCCGGUCCUCAACAAUGUGGAUGCCAACACAUUCGCCAAGAUUCGGGACUUGCUUGUUUCGUGCAGCUCACUGCUCUGGGUGAUGGGAGACCCCCUGGCGCAGCCAGAAUUCCAAAUGGCACCAGGCUUGUUACGCACCAUUCGCUGGGAACAGGAUCGUGAGAAUCUGAACCUGGUCAGUUUGUCUCUGGACGGCGAGGCGACCGCUACCGCGGAGAAGAAUUUGGAUGCGAUUUUCCGGGUCUUCACACACCAGUUCCUCACUGGUCCUAAGAACACCAAUGCCGAGUAUCGCGUUCGGAACCAAGUGAUUGAAACAAACCAUCUUGUCAAGAACACAGACGCGAACACAGCGAUUGAUGCAAAGCUGCUGCGGCCAAAGCCAACUCUUACCAAAUGGGACCAGAUUGGGCGAGCUGUGCGACUGACUAGUCCUCACCCGGGCGUUGAUAGCCUUGUAUGGAACACUGAUGAGAAUUACAUCGACCAGCCAAUGGCAGACAAUGAAAUUGAGGUGGAUGUCCGUGCUGUCGGACUCAAUUUCAAGGAUCUGUUGGUGGCUAUGGGAGAAAUCGCCCAGCCAGGUUUCGGGCACGAGGCAGCUGGUAUUGUGCAGAAUGUUGGAUCAUCUGUCAAGGGCCUGAAGGCUGGAGAUCGAGUCAUGUGUCUGGGAGACCCAUCUCCUGGUCGAAUGGGCACACUGCGCACCUACAGUCGCAUCCAUUCGGAUCUGGCUAUCAAGAUUCCUGAUAAUCUCGGCUUCGAAAUCGCUGCAGGACUGCCAGUCAUCUAUGGAACAGUCAUCUAUUCCUUGGGUCACAUUGCUCGCAUUCGCCCCGGUGACAAAAUCCUGAUUCAUGCUGCCGCUGGUGGUAUUGGCCAAGCUGCAAUUCAAUACGCAAAGGUUAAGGGGGCCGAGAUCUUUGUGACUUUGUCAAGCAUUAAGAAGAAAGACUUCAUAAUGGAGACUUUCGGAAUUCCUGAAAGCCACAUCUUCUCCAGUCGUGACUUGAGCUUCUCGCGGGGAAUCAAGAAUAUUUCCCCAGGCGGUGUCGAUAUCGUUCUCAACUCACUGAGCGGCGAGGCACUCAGGGAAUCUUGGGCUUGCGUCGCACCGUUCGGUCGGUUCAUCGAGAUUGGAAAACUCGAUCUCCAAGCCGGAUCAAAGCUUGAUAUGACUCCAUUCCUUAACAAUGUCACAUUCGCAGGUGUUGACCUGAAUGCCCUGGCGGAAGAGCGCCCGGCGAUUUGCCAGGAUAUCUUGAAAGAAUUGAUGGAGUUGUGGUCAGCAGCGAGCAUUCGUGAAGCUCGACCAACACAAUCCAUUGGCUAUGGCCAACUCAAGGAAGGAAUGCGACUGUUGCAGACUGGAAAGAGCAUCGGAAAGAUCACGCUCAUCCCAGACUCGUAUCCUGUGUCGGCUAUGCCAGCUCCUCUCUCCCCUCUCGCGCUAGAUGCCAAUGCUUCAUUCGUACUAGCCGGAGGGCUGGGCGGUAUUGGUCGCAGCAUUGCCGUGAGACUGGCUACAAUGGGCGCAAAGCAUAUUGUCUUCUUUUCCCGGUCGGCAACCGUGACUGAAGAAGGUCAAAAAACAAUCGCGCACCUCAAAUCGUUGGGCUGUGCAAGCCAUGUCUUCCAGUGUGACAUCUCGGACAACGCGCGUCUGGUUGAAGUCUUUACAGAGAUCAAACGCACUUUGCCACCGGUCAAGGGAUGUAUUCAGUGUAGUUUCGUGUUGAGGGACGGAGCUUUCCAUGACAUGACGCACCAAGAUUGGCAGACCGCACUGGCUCCCAAGGUCUCUGGAUCUUGGAACCUCCACAACCUGCUGCCAGAUGUCGACUUCUUCUUGAUGCUAAGCUCCAUUACCGGCAUCGUUGGUAACCGAAGCCAAGCCAACUACAACGCCGGUAACAAUUAUCAGGAUGCCUUGGCCCGUUAUCGUGUCUCCAAGGGAAUGAAGGGUACAAGUGUUAAUCUUGGUGCCGUUGUGGGUAUUGGUUUCAUCGCCGAGAAUUCCGAAUAUGCCGGCAAGCACACAUUCAAGGUUGCCAACCAGCAAAAUGAGGAAGAGGUGUUGACGACGGUCGAGUAUUUGAUCGAUGGUCGUUAUCACACCAACUUAACCGAAAAGACCGCGCAGCUUGUGUGCGGUCUGCGAACUCCGGCUUCCUUCAGCAUCGCCGACGAAGAAGCACCCACUCAUCUUUCGUACCCUAUGUUCUCACAGCUCCCACCAGCCAUUCCUAAGUCUGGAAUCGCGAUUGGAGCAGGAGAAGUUCAGUCAGUCACCCGUGUCCGCGACCUUCUCCAGGCGGCUGCCACACAGAAUGACGCAGCACAGAUCAUCAUCAAAGCUAUCAGACACAAGAUGGCAGACUUGUUGAAUAUUUCCGAUGAUUCGUUCGAUGAUUCGCUCAAUGCCCGCACAAACGGCGUUGAUUCGCUGAUCGAGAUGGAGUUCCGGACGUGGUUGGGCAAGGAGUUGGGCGCCACUGUCUCCUUCAAGGAUCUGGCGAAGGAUUUGACCCAGCUGAGUGCACGGAUCGCCUCAUUGAGUUCUUUCACCAACUUCGCGUGA
Messenger RNA from Penicillium brevicompactum, 8238 nucleotides. RefSeq names its product polyketide synthase. Lineage: Eukaryota; Fungi; Ascomycota; Eurotiomycetes; Eurotiales; Aspergillaceae. The transcript has 5 exons. Gene Ontology annotation, molecular function: zinc ion binding; fatty acid synthase activity; oxidoreductase activity. Gene Ontology annotation, biological process: secondary metabolite biosynthetic process; fatty acid biosynthetic process. The coding region runs from base 1 to 8238 and encodes 2745 amino acids. The record is from RefSeq and is a predicted model, not a curated record.